This is a messenger RNA of Stylonychia lemnae, 429 nucleotides long. NCBI's taxonomy places the organism in Eukaryota, Ciliophora, Spirotrichea, Sporadotrichida, Oxytrichidae. The record is from the annotation of a GenBank genome assembly.
AUGGAUGUACUAUGCACCAAGAAUAGAGAAGAUCUUAUUUUUGCUGUUUAAGACAAAGUCCUUAAAUGCUAGUCUAUCAAAGUCAAUAAUUUGAUUAAUCCAGAAAGAGCUUAGAAGCUAGAAAAAUAAGGGAAAUUUGAUUUCUUUUAAACUUUAAACUCUGAGCAAUGCCCCAGGGAUUCCAAAAAGUAAAAAGUUAUUUCAGCAUGUAUCAAUGAUAGUGUGAAACAAAGUGAAUAGUAGAUGAUAUAGUCAUUAGUAAAAUAGUUGUAAAAGCAAAGAAUAGCAAGGGAAAUAGACAGUCCUACUGCAUUAAAUAACAAUAUAUCCAAUCUGAAUAUUUUCAGUUCUUUGUAUAACUCUAGGGAUUAAUUAGGGAUUGGAGGUAAUGUUUUGAAUAGCAAAUACUUCUCAAAAACUUAACUAUGA